UUUAUUACAAGGUUGCAAGUUUAUGACAACACUGCCUCAGAUGCCCUUUGAGAUUAUAUCCUAACAAGGAAACUUUUUGAUAUACUUGAAACAAAGACGAAGACUGUCACAACUGUAACAUCAAUGAGCAUGUAUUUCAGUUAUCAGGAUUCAUAAAAAAAAAAAUACCAGGGCCUGUAAAGCGAAAAAUGAUUCUUGGUUGGCCUAUCGGUAAAGAACGGUAACUCGUAUUCCAUUUUGUGUGUGGAUAUGAGAUCUUCACACGGGAGUAUGCCAUGAACAAUUUCCUGUAUUACCUUUGGAGAUUUAGUGCCUAUGAAGAUGAUGGCGAAUAUUCCUGCGGAACUAAAUCGUUUUUGUACCUGUUCCAAGCGCCUGCGGACCAUUCUUACUGACACUAAGCGAUGUUUUGACGACAUAAACGAGGAUGGGAAACAAGAAGUGGGACAACUGUUUAUGGUGGAACUUCUCCAAGAAGAGGAAGAGGAAGUGUUGUCAACGGCAACCAAACCACCCGGGAUUGUGAUACUGGGUCAGAACAUCUAUACAAAAGCCCGACUCAUCAAUGAAAUCUUCAACAGAAACUUGUUUCCCCUGGAGUUCAGCGAAUCAGAAAAAAAUGGCAACUACCGCUCAGUGCGAUUCAAACAUGGACACAAUUUAUCCGUUAGUCUCCAGUUACCGGACGAUUACGACCUUGUGGACAACUUGGAGUCAUAUAAAGGACCAUGGAAAACGAUUCCGCGGAAAGACCUGGAAAUCAAUGACAAUGAGGUCGGGGACCCUGCCCUCGGUCUCGCCGUCCUGGAGGUGAAUUUGAACCACGUGCUCCUUCGACACGGAGCCAGGGUGAUAGUUUCGCCCUCCUCCCCCAACUGUGAUAUAAGGAAGGUGUACACGGACUGUGUGCAGGAAGUCUCGCCCAUACUCAUCUAUUGUUAUGAAGAUGAGGUCCUGCCAGAAAAGGAUCUUCAGUUAUUGAGAGAACUUUCCAAUGUCAGCCACUAUCAACCUGUGUGCUUUGUAAGAGUUCCUCCCCCUGGCCAGAAAAACAUGGACUUAGAUCCCCCAGAUGGCGCCCCAACUAGUCAAGAGGAUAUUCAAAAGAGGCUACAAAGGGAAGUAAUACAUGAGAAAGAGAGUCAUCAAAGUCCUAGUGUUGAUGAACCUGUUUAUAAGGUCAUGCCCGACUCUAGUUAUACUAGUGUGCCAAAAGAAAUCUUGACAAAAGUCCUUUCAAACUCUGAUGUGUUUCGACAACUCUGUAAAAUAGGAUACUUGAAUGAUUCACCUGGUGUGCGCAGCAUUCAGCAUUGUAUUGUGUCCGACUAUUAUGAGGUUGACAGUGAACUUGUAGAGAAUUUUGAACUCUUCCCUCAGAAGUUUUUACAGUUUCUACAGCAAAUUCUACAGAGGUACUUGGUGAAUUCUUCCACGGUUUUGAAUAAUUCCCAUGCUCGCUGUCUCAACAUGUUCAUUAUCUCAGCCUUUGACAUGGCAAGGGAUAUGCUAAUUACACCAAAGAAGCUGGAAUUUGCCAGAGAAAAGGAAAAUGAACUCUUUAAGCAGCUAAUGGAGAUGGCGUCAAAAAAAGGCGACGAAAUCAGAAAAAUGAUCGCAGAGACGAUAGGUGAUAUGAAGGAUCAACUGAUUCAAAAGGCGGAGGAAUACGAGUUUCUAGGUGUAGAUUUCAAUGAAGAUGGAGAAAUUCUCACCCAGAAAGGUCUGAAGAUCUGUACAUACCAGAUUCAGGAACUGGUUCUUGGGGCCCUGAACCAGGCAGUGGCUAAUAAACUGCUCGAGUCCAUCGACAUCCUACGCGAGUCCUACACAGGUACCCUUCAGCGAUGCCUGGAGAGUCUGGAGAGAAUUGACAAGACAGACGGCAAUGGUUCACCGGGGACAACCAGCGAGGCCCUCAAACAGAUCAUGAACGCAGCGUACCAAGUGGAAAUCAGUUUACAGUCCAGUUCUUCCUUCAUCAGGGUUAUACUGGAACGAAUGAAACAGAAUGUGAUUAUGAAGCUUGUCCAGUCAAUGCCAUGGAGCACACAGCCAAAAAUAGAUUUGGAGUGGAAGAGGAAGGCGGCCUCGGACAUGCUGAGUAGUCUUAGUGAGGCCAGAUUGGCCAAGAAUAUAUCCAGCCAGAUCAAAGAAAGGCUGAAUAAGUCCCAUGAUUCCUUUGCGAGUGCUCUGAAACAGUUGGAACAGAAACACUCAGGACGACUGGACCGUAUUGAGGAGGGACGACUAAAACUGCGGAAAGUUCACGCCCCGCGAGUAGCCAAGGUCGCUCUGGAGAGUACAUCACUGAUGGACGUAAUACUGAACGGCAUGCCCCAGAUGGGACGAGAGAUAGGGCGAGGUCAGUAUGGAGUUGUCUACUCCUGCGAUUCCUGGGGAGGGUACUCUCCUUGUGCCAUAAAAUCGGUUGUUCCCCCAGAUGACAAGCACUGGAAUGACUUGGCUUUAGAGUUUUACUAUACAAAGAAUAUCCCCCAGCAUGAGAGAAUCGUGGCCCUGCGUGGGUCAGUUAUAGACUACAUGUACGGGGGAGGGAGCACCCCCGCGGUUCUACUCAUCAUGGACCGCCUACAGAAGGACUUGUAUGGGGCCAUCAAACAGGGUCUGGAUUGGUUGUCAAGGAUUGUUGUAGCGAUUGAUGUAGUGGAGGGGAUUCGAUUUCUCCACAGUCAAGGCUUAGUUCAUCGUGACAUCAAACUUAAAAAUGUGUUGCUGGAUAAAGAAAAUCGUGCCAAGCUGACGGAUCUAGGUUUCUGUAAGCCGGAGGCGAUGAUGAGUGGGAGCAUUGUGGGUACUCCUAUACACAUGGCCCCGGAGCUCUUCACGGGACGGUAUGACUGCAGCGUAGACGUGUAUGCCUUUGGGGUUUUGUUCUGGUAUGUGUGCGCUGGAAACGUGAAGCUACCUGGUGCCUUUGAACAGUGCGCCAAUAAGGAUCAGCUAUGGCAGAAUGUUAAGAAAGGACUACGUCCAGAAAAGUUAGCGGUGUUUGAUGAAGAAUGCUGGACCCUGAUGCAGGAAUGCUGGGAAGGUGACCCCAUGAGGCGCCCCCUACUGGGAAAUGUGCAAAAGAGGCUGCAGGAUCUACUGUCCACUUACAAGAAAACCCAGGCAGCCAAAGCCAAGACACAGCAGCAGAGCAAGCCGCUGACCAGACGGAUUCCCUCCAGCGGAUCUAGAAGCCAAUUCUGUUGCCAUCCUGAGUAUUUGGAGUCAGGAAGCUUUGACAACUACCCUUUUGUAGAAAUUGAUGAGCAGCACUUUGAAUAACUUUCUUUUGACAGCUUUGCUUUAAUACUAAAGCAUUAAAUGUGCCUGGUUUUACAUCAAUAUUAUAUCGCAUUGUUUACCAGGUAGAAAAGUAUUUCAUGUCAACUCUGGUCAUGUACUUUGUAGCAAUGCUUAUAAAAUGUUAGAUUAAUUUUGAUAUAUGUAACCUAUUUGGGGUUUAAAAUAAGCUCUGUAAAUAUUGUCAUUUUUUAAAAUGUACAUUCCUAAGUGCUUUUGAAAAGAAAUUGUUUUUCGUAUAUUUAUGAUUAUUCAUACCUACAUCUUUGUAUAAUGCAUUAGUAGUACAUGUAUUUUGUGCAAUUCUUUUUACUAGUAAAACUACUUUAAAUUUAUGCAUUAUGAAUGCUCCACCAAUUUCUUGCUUUUUAUUAUCACAUGCAAUCAUUGACUGAUCAUGAAAGGUAAUUUUUUAAUUGUUAAACUUGAGCAAUUUUUCUUGUUAAAUUCUGUUACAUGUAAAUAAAUGUGUUUAUUAAUUUUGUAUUACAUGUAUUAGGAAUGGUUAACCAUUCAAAUAUUUUGGUUGUUUUGAUAUAUCCAGUUGAAUAUCAAAAUUUUGAUAUAUUGUACAUGUAUUAUGAUGAUGUAUUGAGAUUACAGUUCCUUACUUAUCAAAGGGUUUUGUUGUUGUUAAAAAAAAAUCAUUGCAUGCAUGGAUCUAGAGGAUGGGGUGAGACAUUUUCUAGAUCCGCAAUUGCAUUGUAUGUGCCACACAUACAUGAUAUUUGUAUAAAGCUGUUUUUCUGAGUAGUACAUGUACGUGAUAUGAUAUUGUUCAACUGUACAUCUGGCCUAUUCAUAAAUUUCAUUUUGUUUGAACAAAUUUGUACAGUAUAAAUAAACAUUCAAGUUUAGACUUCGAUUAAAACCCGCGGUCAGUCUUGCACAUGCUUAUUUAGCGUGGGACAACUUGCUGAAUUUUUCUCGUUUUCAUGAAUAAUUCAUGCCUUAUUCUGAUUGGUUCCUUCACACUUUUGUAGAGACAGUUCAUCUAGUCAUAUAUUGUCUGCUUGAAUGUAUGUUCUCGUAUCAUGAUCCUUAAAAAAAUAAAACGCUCUCUUAUUGGUUAACAGAAAAUAUUAAACAGUCAUGAAAACAUAAAAGUUGGCCAAUGGUCAGUAAAGGUGGGGGUUUCCCAUGAUGCAGUCUGAAAUAAUUGUUUAAAUCAGUUAUGCGCAAUCAAUAAUUUACCUGUAUUACGAAAAUGUGCUGUCAUCUUGAAAAUCCACACAGCGCGCAUCUAAACUGAUAGCGUUUGUUCCUAAUAAAAAUUGUGAAUGUUUUUAUUGGUUGUUUGAUAACUAUAUCGAUGCUGACACAUGUUCACUGUUUCUGUUAUUUCAGAUUUUUACACCAAAUGAACUAAAAUUGUUGUAGUCUUGAAUAAAAGCAAAUUCUUCCG
Molecule: messenger RNA, 4717 nt
Organism: Magallana angulata
Lineage: Eukaryota; Metazoa; Mollusca; Bivalvia; Ostreida; Ostreidae
Product: dual serine/threonine and tyrosine protein kinase-like
Exons: 15
Coding region: 316-3294 (992 amino acids)
Biological process (GO): protein phosphorylation
Molecular function (GO): protein kinase activity; ATP binding
Source: RefSeq, a predicted model, not a curated record